This is a messenger RNA of Rhagoletis zephyria (snowberry fruit fly), 4290 nucleotides long. RefSeq lists its product as uncharacterized. The record is from RefSeq and is a predicted model, not a curated record. Gene Ontology annotation, molecular function: nucleic acid binding; zinc ion binding; DNA-binding transcription factor activity, RNA polymerase II-specific. NCBI's taxonomy places the organism in Eukaryota, Metazoa, Arthropoda, Insecta, Diptera, Tephritidae. Gene Ontology annotation, biological process: regulation of transcription by RNA polymerase II. Gene Ontology annotation, cellular component: nucleus.
CAUUGUGAACAGUAUUUCUCAUCUGUCCUCGAGUUAGCCGAUCACAUUCAGGAGCAUACAUUUGAUUGCCCAAUAUGCUCGAUGAGCUUUAAAAAACAUGGCACUUUCAGGGCACAUGUAAAACGAAUACACAAUCAUUCUAUAAGUAGCUUAAGAGCUUUAAUUUCUGAGGAGAAGGAAGAAAAUAAGCCCUUUCAAUGUUCCUUGUGUUCAAGACAGUUCAAUAAGAAAAGAUCUUUUCAAGAUCAUAUGAAACGUAAACAUAAUCAAAGUAUGAAAAGGCUUCCCGAAGAUGACGAAGAGGAUAAACUGUAUAACUGUCCAAUCUGUAGUAUGUGCUUCAAAAGCCAUAGUGCCGUCUAUUAUCACAAGAGGCGGAAGCACCCCGACAGCGCAACAACAACUGAAGGCGAUAUAAAUGCAAGCAGUAAUAUCGAUACUGAAAAAGUGGAAAACGAGAAUACCGAAAGCAGUGAAUUAAUUAGAUGUAAAUUUUGCAAUAAGGAAAUACCUGGUAAUCGAAUAAAAUAUCACGAAAAACGACAUAUUUAUGCUCUGAACAGGAAAAGAAAAUACCUGUGUUCAUUUUGCCCGCGAGAAUAUAAUUCUGAAACUUCGGUUAAGUUACAUGAAAAGAAGAUUCAUCUGCGCGAAAAGCCCGAACCGAAGGAGUGUCCAAUAUGUCAGAAAAAAGUCGAUCCACAUUAUCUUAAACAUCAUAUUGACAAUGUUCACACUUCAGAACGUAAGUUUGUCUGUGAUGUUUGCGGCGAUUCGUUCAAAAGUUACGUUCUGCUUCACAGUCAUAAGCGAUUGCAUUUAGAGCGAAACUUUCCGUGUACGGUAUGUACUAAAAAAUUCAUACGCUCCUUUGAUCUCAAGGUACAUAUGCGUAUUCACACUGGGGAAGAACCGUACUCAUGUCAUAUAUGUGAUCGACGUUUUAAAAUCAAAGUACGACUCAACUAUCACUUGCAGCGACACGCUGGCAUCAAACGAAAAUGCAAAGAGUGCGGAAAAGAGUUUAAUCACGUUAAACAAUUGAAAAUACAUUCUUAUAAACACACCGGCAUGCCCUAUAGGUGCUCAGUGUGUGAUUAUGCUUGCGCACAACGUGAUGUAUUUAGGAAGCAUUUAUUGCGAAUGCACGAUAUGACAAUGACCCCGGAUGAAUAUUGUGCGAUGUUUAAGGCAAAUACUGGUCGGAAUCCCCACGUUAAAACUCUGGAGGAAUUGCAGUCGGAGGCGCAGAAUAUGGAGCAAGAGGAAUUAUCAAAAUUCAAAAAACGUUUCCGACUGUCAAAACCUGCGUUCGAGUACGUGCUUUCGGAGCUUGAGUUUGAGGGGCAUAUGUCCACAUCAGUACCCUCCGUCUUGCAAUUAGCUGCUACGUUAUCGCUUUUGCAGCAGCAGCUCCUCGGACGCCGUCAAAAGCUUUUCUUGUGUAUUGAAGUGGAAAUAAGUUGUUCAAAUAUGCAGUGUCGUGCCUGUAUGCAAAUGGACUGCGUCGGGGCUGUGGAAAUGUGUUGUGCCAUAUCGGCAGAUGGGAAAACAUUGUGCGAUUACUUUAACGAUUGCACACAGCUCCAUGCAACAUCCACUGACAAUCUUCCACAACUAUUAUGCUUAAAUUGCACACAAAUUGUGCGUUCAGCCUAUAAUUUCAAGGAAAUCGCUCGUCGCUCUGAUGAAGAACUGAGGAACAUUUUAGUUUUUCCAAAAACUGAGCCUGAAAUGAUUUAUGCCAACACUGAGCAACCGCAAGAUGCUGUGGAAUGGACAAAUGAUCCCUUAGCUACGGUACAACCAAGCCCUGUUGCUAUUGAAUCGUCAAUGAGCAUACCUGAACUAGAUAUACCUACGAUAGACAUUAAAUUUGAGAAUCCUGAGGAAUUAUGUCAAGAAUCACAAGGUGACGAAAGGGGUGAUAGUGAAGUAUUGAGAGACAAAGUGACGCAUCCUUGUAAAUUAUGUGAUUGCAUAUACACUACAAAAAAGGAGCUAAAAAAUCACAUUUUUGACAUACAUAAGCCGCAUAUUAUCUGCAUUAAAUGUCCAAAGUUCUUUGACUUUCCCAAAGAGCUACAACUGCACGAAUCUCUUGUUCAUGCAACUGAAUCACCAAUGCAAUGCCCCUGGUGCAAAGAGUAUCACCCAAGAGAGGUCUUUAAUAAACAUUUGCGAUCUAAGCAUAGCAAGGCCUAUUCCAAAUAUUUUCCGGGAAAUGAAAUAUGUGAUCGUGGUUCUGGUGAGAAUACCUCGUUUCGUUGUGAGCAUUGCGAGCGAUACUUCUCAUCUGUUCUGGAGUUAGCCGAUCACAUUCAAGAGCACGCAUUUGAUUGCCCAAUAUGCUCGAUGAGAUUUAAAAAACAUAGCACUUUCAGGGCACAUGUAAAACGAAUACACAAUCAUUCUAUAAGUAGCUUAAGAGCUUUAAUUUCUGAGGAGAAGGAAGAAAAUAAGCCAUUUCAAUGUUCCAUAUGUUCUAAACAGUUCAAGCAGAAAAGAUCUUUUCGAGAUCAUAUGAAACGUAAACAUAAUGAGAUCAUUAAAAAGCCUGAGGAGGACGAAAAUAAACUCUUUCAAUGUUCCCCGUGUUCAAGACAGUUCAAUAAAAAAAGAUCUUUUCAAGAUCAUAUGAAACGCAAACAUAAUCAAAGUAUUAAAAAGCGCCCCAAAGGCGAUGAAAAAGAUAAACUGUAUAACUGCCCAAUCUGUAAUAUGUGCUUCAAAAGCCAUAGUGCCGUGUUUUAUCACAAAAGGCGGAGGCACCCCUACAUAGCAACAACAGUCGAAGACGAUAUAAAUGCAAGCAGUAAUACCGAUACAGAAAAGGAGGAUACCGAAAACAGUGAAUUAAUUAGAUGUAAAUUUUGCAAUAAGGAAAUACCUGGCAACAGAAUAAAAUAUCAUGAAAAACGACAUAUUUAUGCGCUGAACAGGAAAAAGAAAUACCUUUGUUCAUUUUGCCCCCGUGAAUUUUAUUGUGAAACUUCGGUUAAGUUACAUGAAAAGAAGAUCCAUCUGUGCGCAAACCCCGAACGGAAAGAAUGUCCAAUAUGUCAGAAAGAAGUCGAUCCAGAUUAUCUUAAAUAUCAUAUUGACAAUGUUCACGCUUCAGAGCGUAAGUUUGCCUGCGAUGUAUGCGGCGAUUCGUUCAAGAGUUAUGUGCGGCUUCAGCACCAUAAGCGAUUGCAUUUAGAGCGCAAAUUUCCGUGCACUAUAUGUACAAAAAAGUUCAUACGCUCAAGUGAACUUAAAGUACACAUGCGUAGUCACACUGGUGAAGAACCAUACUCGUGUCAUAUAUGUGAUCGACGUUUUAAAAUCAAAGUUCGGCUCAGCUAUCACUUGCAGCAACACGCUGGCAUCAAACGAAAAUGCAAAGAGUGUGGAAAAGAGUUUAAUGACGUUAAACAAUUGAAAAUGCAUUCUUUCAAACACACCGGCAUGCCAUAUAGGUGUUCUGUGUGUGGUUAUGCUUGCGCACAACGUAAUGUAUUUAGGAAUCAUUUAUUGCGAAUGCACGAUAUGACAAUGACUCCGGAUGAAUAUUGUGCGAUGUUCAAGGCAAAUACUGGUCGGAAUCCUCACGUUAAAACAUUGGAGGAAUUAAAAUCGGGCGCAAAGUAAGGAUCAAGAAAAAUUACCAAACUAAAUGACUUAAAUGGACAAAUUAGCUAAAAGAUAAAUUAUUUCAACAAAUUUAUUAGACUUUCAGCGCUCUAUUCAGCUAUCAUUUUAUAUGGGCAAUUCUCAAUUAGCUCGAAUAGUCGCAUGACUCUGACAGGUUUUAUGCGGACACAUAAUUUCUGCUCCUUUAUUAACAAAAAUCAGGUUAACCGUCCUGUUCAUAGAUGGGUACCCGGGUACCUUUUGCAUAUUCCACUGCAAUUUUUUCAUAAACCACUGAUACUAAGUUAAAAUUUGGUGACAUCCUAAAACUUUUAAAUUUCCACAAAAUGGAGAAAAACUAAAUUUAAAUAUAAUUUCAUAAUUAUGGUUUUUUGAGUAAAUUAAGUUUUUAUUAUUAGUUCUAAUGGAUAGGGUACCUGGGUACCAUUAGUAGUUCUCAUGUAAAUAAUAAUUCGAUACAUAACAUGUAAAAGAAUAUAAGUUUUCAUACCCGAGCGCACUUGUGCAUGAGGAUAUUUUAACGUUGUUCACAUAACGGUUGUUUGUAUCAGCCAGAACGAUGCGAGGUAGAUAUACUUAGACAAAUCGUCGCCUGGGUAAAAGAUUGUCGUAUGUUAAUUUCGGUAGGUUGUGGGAAAUCGCGAUUGAAGUUUG